AUGUUCAAAGAUGCACACCAAGGCGAAUCGUCGCACGAGCUGGAUCAGCUGGGCCAGCCGACCAACAGGGAGAAACCGCGUGGUAGCAGGACCCCAGAUGCCCGGAGCCUGCAAGAGCACGCACACCCAUCAUCGAGUUCCACGGACUCGGAUUCAUCCUCCGAGACAAGCCUCCCUGGCACGGACAUCACCCGGCGGACAUCCUCCGCCACCGUGCGGAGCGACAAGAAUCGCUCUGCAAUAGCACGGCUAUGGCGUGAGCACGUCAAUGUUGCGGUCGAUCACAAAGCAUGUCGUGACCACCUAGCUCUGGAGCGCACGUACUUGGCCUAUCUCCGCACGUCUGUGAUGCUAGCCAACGUCGGUGUUCUAGUUGCCCAACUGUUUGCUCUGCAGCAGUCUGAUGAAGGCUUUGGAUACUCAGCCAUAGGCAAGCCGAUGGCCAGUGUAUGCUUUUCUGCCGCCAUUGUCACCAUUCUGCUCGGCACUGCACGAGCCUGGCGGUUCCGCAAAGCACUGAUCAACGGCAAAGCCCUGUCAGGAGGCUGGGAGAUGAUGUCUAUUGCCGUGGGCUUUCUAGUGAUCACGGGCCUUUUCUUUGGUUUCCUCGUCGCCAUCGAUGUCGUGAAAUCCUCAAAGGCACCCGUCUCUUCUUGA
Thyridium curvatum is the source of this 657-nucleotide messenger RNA. RefSeq lists its product as uncharacterized. Lineage: Eukaryota; Fungi; Ascomycota; Sordariomycetes; Thyridiales; Thyridiaceae. The transcript has 3 exons. Bases 1 to 657 code for a protein of 218 amino acids. The record is from RefSeq and is a predicted model, not a curated record.